UAGUGGCGUGGCCCCGCCUCCUCGGCGGGGCGGCUGCGGUCACGUGUUCCGCUCGAUGCGCUCGGUGUUCGGCUCCCCCCCGCGGCCGCGCUGAGACCAGAGGGACCCCGGGCCUGUCCCGUCCUGUCCCCGCCGCCAUGUCCACCGCUAUGAACUUCAGCGCCAAGAGCUUCAAGCCGCGGCCGCCGGACAAAGGCGCCUUCCCCCUGGAUCACUUCGGGGAGUGCAGCGCCUUCAAGGAGCGGUUCAUGGAGUGUCUGCGCGACAGCGGCUACGAGAGCGGGGCCUGCCGGCAGCGCGCCAUGGCCUACCUGCAGUGCCGCAUGGACAGGCAACUUAUGGCUAACGAACCACUGGAAAAAUUGGGAUUUAAAGAUCUGAUAGAUGAAAAAUCAGAAGCAAAACCCGAGAAGUUGUAAUGAAGAAAGACAACUUCCCUCCUCGUGUAUGGAAAGCACGAUUGUUACGUAGUGCACAUUGUACGUUCUGUUCAUAGUGCAAUGGGAAGUGUUUCCUGAAGGAACUUCCCUUCAGAGGUUGAUUUUCCUAACGUAAGAUAUGUUUUUAAAUGAGCAGAAGUUCUGCCUUUGUCUGUUUUCCUCAAGUAUUUGCUAUCUAUUUUCUUUUAAUUUCUCUAGCCAGCUCUUAAAGAUCCAUGAGAACAUUUUGCCCAGGAAAACAAUUAUUGCCUGAAGCGUUCCUCGUGUCUCUGGAAGAACAGUGAAGUCUUAUUUUAAAAUAAGACAAAAAUACCCCUUUAUUGUGUAGAUCUUGAACUGUAGAUUAAUCUUAUGUGGGCAUUAAUAAUAUGCUUGCAGCAAUUGCUUGUCAGGUGGAAAUAAAGCUAUUGUGGUACUUGCAGAUUGCUUUUUAUCAAAUGCUGGUAUUAAUCCCCGUGUUUGGGGUGGUUUCCUACUCACCCUGUAUAGAAAACACUUGGGUACCUGGGUGGGGUUUUCAGUCUUUUAACCUUCGUAACUGGGAGAGUAUUUCCAGUUCCCCACACCAGCCAGGUGGUGAUCCUGCUUUUAUUUGCCAUGCCAGCCGUGUUUAUCUACUGCAUUUCAUCAUUUAACUGGGAAUCUUUCAUUAUGGAUAUAUUAAUUUCUAGAAGCACAGCUACCAUAUGUUUUCUUAAUAUCUUUAUAGCAAAAUCGGUGUGGAGACGGGAACGGUAUCCAGUUGCGUUCUAAGUAACUGAACUGUAGAAAUAAACAUGACGGGACUGUUUUAUUCUUUUAAAACAAGUGUUUUACGUUAAAAAGCAGAGUAGAAAGCUAGCUAAGGAAUACAGUAUUUCACCUCAGAAUGUAUAGCUGCAGCCCAUACACUAAGAAGGGAAUGCAGCAGGCCAUGCAGCAGACGUCUGGUCAGGCCUUACAGGUGUUUGUAUAACUUACCAUGAAUUAUCAGAGCCGGUGGGUUUUCUCUUGUAUAUACUAAUAUAAAUGAGUCUUUCUUAAUUAACGCUGAGUUCAUGCCAAAAUAAUUUUGCCUUUUAGCCCCUUAGAAAUUUCUUUUAAGCAGACGAUGAAUUUGUAAAUGGGGUGAAUUGUGCGGAUGGUUUUCUGUUUUCCACUCCAUUUCUUGCUGUCUCCCUGCUCUUUUUUUUUCUUUUAAAAGAAAUGUAGAUGCAGUGAAUAAUUUCUGUGUGUAUCUGGUGCUGGCGCUGCGCGCUUUCGGGUCUGGGCCUGCAGGCAGCGAUGCGCACACCCUUUGCCAAGGUGGUUCUCCUGCACUUUCUCCUUUAUUUGGUGUGUUCUGUUGGAUACCUCUCACCUUUCCUGCUCUCUGCUCUUACUCCUUUUGCUUCUGCUUCUCUCCACUGUGUUCACACCGAGAUCCAGGAAGGGGUAAAAGAACACUUUCUGCUCUUCGUACCGAUGGCUGGAGCCAGGAUUUAAAUUGUUGCUGAGGUCUAAUCUGAUUGAACAGACUGGAGAUAGUGCAGAGCGGGUCCCUGUUUGAAAAGAAUGUUCGCCUGCUGCUGCUUAUUUUUAUUCUGCUUCGUUCUACUGUUUAAAUUAUAUCCGUUGAGAUUAGUACGUUUAUAGAAGAGAAAGCAGAGGUUUUGUUGUUGAAACAGAUAUUAAAAGACUUUGUAUGAAA
Molecule: messenger RNA, 2109 nt
Organism: Columba livia (rock pigeon)
Lineage: Eukaryota; Metazoa; Chordata; Aves; Columbiformes; Columbidae
Product: cytochrome c oxidase assembly protein COX19
Exons: 3
Coding region: 138-419 (93 amino acids)
Biological process (GO): mitochondrial respiratory chain complex IV assembly
Cellular component (GO): mitochondrial intermembrane space
Source: RefSeq, a predicted model, not a curated record